This is a messenger RNA of Ctenopharyngodon idella (grass carp), 1544 nucleotides long. It is a transcript of the gene ap1s2, whose product is annotated as adaptor related protein complex 1 subunit sigma 2. Gene Ontology annotation, molecular function: clathrin-cargo adaptor activity. The transcript has 5 exons. Lineage: Eukaryota; Metazoa; Chordata; Actinopteri; Cypriniformes; Xenocyprididae. Gene Ontology annotation, biological process: intracellular protein transport; vesicle-mediated transport. The coding region runs from base 168 to 641 and encodes 157 amino acids. The record is from RefSeq and is a predicted model, not a curated record. Gene Ontology annotation, cellular component: AP-1 adaptor complex; membrane coat; intracellular membrane-bounded organelle.
AUACAGAGUGUCAUCGGUGAGUCAUGGAGCCAAUGAGAGGACACGAUUCCAAUAAUCUAGCAAAAGGGCGAUGUGUCCAUGUAACGGGACUCCUCUCACAUCUGCGUUUACUGCCAUCAGCCACAAAGCCCAUGCUCACGGAAUCGAGUGUAAUAUAAACUUCAAAGAUGCAGUUUAUGCUGCUCUUUAGCAGGCAGGGGAAGCUGCGGCUUCAGAAAUGGUACGUGCCGCUGUCUGACACACAGAAGAAGAAGAUCUCCCGUGAGGUCAUUCAGAUGGUGCUAGCACGCAAACCCAAAAUGUGCAGUUUCCUGGAAUGGAGGGAUCUGAAAAUAGUCUAUAAAAGAUAUGCCAGCCUUUACUUUUGCUGUGCUGUGGAGGACCAAGAAAACGAGUUGAUAACCCUGGAGAUUAUCCACAGAUACGUGGAACUGCUGGACAAAUAUUUUGGCAGUGUGUGUGAACUGGACAUUAUCUUCAACUUUGAGAAAGCCUAUUACAUACUGGAUGAGUUUAUCCUGGGUGGUGAAGCCCAGGAGACAUCAAAGAAGAAUGUUCUGAAGGCCAUAGAGCAGGCUGAUAUGCUGCAGGAGGAAGCCGAGACGCCACGUAGUGUUCUGGAGGAGAUUGGACUGACAUAAAUGUUGAGGACUAACAAACCUACCAAAACACUAACACACAUAAUCCUUUCUUUUUUCUGUGGGCAUUUUCUCUAUAUCUGUAUUUUAGGUUAGCUUGCAGGCAAAAGUAGUGUUUAAAAUAAUCAGCACUUCCUGCAUAAACAGCAAGGUAUUGAUGCCUGUUUUUCUACUGCCAAACAUCUAAGGGAAUCAAGGUCAUCAAAAAAUUAAUCUGCACCACUAUCUUAGUAGUUAUGCAAAUUUCCCAUAGUGUUUGACUGUUUGGGAGUCAGGUUUGGAUCAGUACAUUUGUAGCAAAGAUUAGCAUCAGCAUCGCCACUUUUCCCAUGAUGUCUUCUCUGUAUUAAAACAUUACCUCUCACCUUCAGCUGCCUUAAAACACUCAUUUCCAGCUCACACAUUGUUUGCCAGUAUUUUUUGCAACUUUCAGUAGAUCCAGUAGAAGUCAGAGGUUCAAGACCAGGACUUGCUGAAGUGUUACGGAAUACGGACAUUCUUAUUCAGCUCCAAAGGGGAAAUACAGAUAAUGUAAAUUUAUCAUACAGAAUUUUUGGCAUAAAUUCAAUGAUUGUAGGCACAAGUAAACAUCAGUAUUAGUAAAUUCUUGACCAAAAACACUGUAAUGAUUUGUUCCUGUGAACACUUAAUUGGUUCAGGCAUAUCGGGCAUUUGCCAUUCUUCUGUUGUUUAGUUUCUAAUGCCAAAGAAUUUUCUCCACCAUCCUCAUGCUUUUUCCCAUAAAACCGUCUUUGUAUGCUAUUGUGUUGGACUGUUUGUCAGACUUCCUCUUGAAAAUACAUGUCUUUUGAAGCUUAAACAAAACAAAUGAUGAAUAAAAGUCAGAUAUUGCAACGUGUUGUCCAAAUCUUUGACGAUCGCUUACUAAUAAAGAAUAUUAUUUGA